Molecule: messenger RNA, 917 nt
Organism: Daphnia magna
Lineage: Eukaryota; Metazoa; Arthropoda; Branchiopoda; Diplostraca; Daphniidae
Product: peptidyl-prolyl cis-trans isomerase
Exons: 4
Coding region: 36-638 (200 amino acids)
Biological process (GO): protein peptidyl-prolyl isomerization; protein folding
Cellular component (GO): intracellular membrane-bounded organelle
Molecular function (GO): peptidyl-prolyl cis-trans isomerase activity
Source: RefSeq, a predicted model, not a curated record
GCACCCACCCAUUGCCGUCAUUGUCCACUGGCGCCAUGGCUUUUAUCGUUAGCCGUUCGUCGCUUCUCUCUUCUCACUUGACUACGGCGCGUGUUGCAGUCUCCUUCUCUCGUUUGUUCGCCAAAAACACCGAAAAAAUCAUGGCCAACCCAAAGGUUUUCUUCGAUAUCGCCAUCAACAACCAGAAUGUUGGACGAUUGGUCAUGGAGCUCCGCGCUGAUGUGGUUCCUCGCACAGCCGAGAAUUUCCGAGCGUUGUGCACCGGUGAAAAGAGUGGAAUGACCUACAAGGGUUCAACUUUCCAUCGCAUCAUCCCCCAAUUCAUGUGCCAAGGCGGAGAUUUCACCAACCACAAUGGCACUGGUGGAAAGUCCAUCUAUGGCAACAAGUUUGAGGAUGAGAACUUCCAGCUUAAGCACACUGGCCCAGGCAUCUUGUCCAUGGCCAAUGCUGGACCUAACACCAAUGGCAGUCAGUUUUUCCUCUGCACUGCCAAGACCUCAUGGUUGGACGGAAAGCAUGUGGUCUUUGGUCAAGUCGUUGAGGGCAUGGAGCUCCUCAGACAGAUUGAAGCUUGCGGCUCUUCUAGUGGCAAACCAGCCAAGCCCGUUAAGAUCGUCGACUGUGGCCAGCUGUAGAAGGCAGAUUUAUGCAAGAAACGGCGCCGUGUCUUUCUUUGCCCUUUUUGAGUUUCAGCAUUAUGUGUUAAUUACAAUCUGGAUCCUACCCUUGCUCUCCCCAUUUUUACCCUUAGCAAUCUCCGUCUUUUGCCGGCUCCCUUAGCUACAACAAAAAUCAUUCCACAUAGAUGUGAAACAAACUGAGGCAUAAUUGUUCCCUUUACGUGUCGUAUUCUUAACACUAUCUCCGUGGAGGCGCUCGUUUACUUUGAACAAUACAUGGCGAUAAUACGAUAA